Molecule: messenger RNA, 1358 nt
Organism: Pocillopora verrucosa
Lineage: Eukaryota; Metazoa; Cnidaria; Anthozoa; Scleractinia; Pocilloporidae
Product: lipopolysaccharide-induced tumor necrosis factor-alpha factor homolog
Molecular function (GO): zinc ion binding
Source: RefSeq, a predicted model, not a curated record
AAAACAUCACGAGUUUUCUUAAUGCUUCAUCGCGUAACAAUAACAGCGAAACAACAUGGCUGAUAAUAAACCUUCGCCGUACCCGCAACAGCAACCUCCGCCGGGAGCAGAGUACCCUCCUCCAGCCUAUGGAGGCCCUACGCAGCCAGCGUAUCCGCCGCCCGCUCCUCCCGGCUACCCAGGUUAUGCAGCUCAACCCGGCUACCCUGGCACAGCAACAACGACCACCAUUAUUCAUCAGCAACCGACGGCUGUUGCAAUUUCUGCGAUCGGCUUCGGCGAGUCACCGGUGGCAAUGUCAUGUCCUGCCUGCAAACAGAGCAUUGUAACAGCGACGACCUAUGUGACGGGAACUUUAACUUGGCUUGCCUGCCUCGGAUUGUGUGUUGUUGGAUGUGAUCUUGGUUGCUGUUUGAUCCCAUUUUGUUGUGAUCCCAUGAAAGAUGUGAUACACAUUUGUCCCUCUUGCGGUGCCCAAGUAGGAGUGUUUCGUCGAAUGUAAGAAACUCACUGAUGGCAAAACAGAGGCAACGAUUCAUACGACGACUUUCGUAGACAAGCAAACACUAAAUAUAAAAAUUAGCGUUAACUGACUGGGAAUUUUAUGCGAAAAAACCUUUUAACCGCUUUUCUGUAACUUUUAUGUUAAGAUUUAAAGCGCAUUAGAUUUGAGCACAAACGAUAGUUAAAAUUAAGGCCAUUUUUUUUGUCUCAAAGUCAAUAUAAAUUUUUGUGCAUGCGACGGCCAAAUUUAAUAUUUUAACUUGAUGGAAAACCACAAAAUAUUCGUUUGGCUUGAAAAAAAGACCAAGUAAUUGAUCAUCUACACUUUCUGUCAGAUAGAAAAUGCUGAGAUGAAGAAAACGAACUAUACCCCUCAUUCCUAAUAUUGCUUUUGUUGUCUCAGUUUCUGCUCACAGAAAUGGUCCUUACAAAGUUUUUAAAUCACUCUUCACAAAAAGUUAGUGAAAAGAUAGAUUUUUCUCAUUUCCCAGUCAUAAAGUUAAAAUUUAUGCUUUUAUUUCUUAUCGCGCUGUUAAGAGCCUAUAGAUAUGGAAAAAGAAAACGCAAAUGAUGAGUUAAUUUGUUAUCAAAGAACACUGACUGUUAAGAUUUGAAGAACGUAAAUUAUAUGAUUAGAUUGAGCAGAAAGCGCUUUCUCUGCAAAGGUGUUUUCGACUAAGAAAGGGCGAAGUACACUUUAUUCGUCUUUCCUUUGGAGGUCAAGAGACAUGUUUAAAUGGUUAAAGAAUUGAAAUUGUUUCAACAGUAACACAUGUUCAAUCUUAGAAACGUGUAGUUCUUUUACAGAAUAUGCAUAACGUCAACUAUGAAAUAAAUGCCACUAGUAAAUCACG